AUGACGAAAUCUGACACAGAAUUGGGAGAUAAAUUCGCGGAUAGUAAACUUAAAUUUAAGCCAGCUAGUUGGCCUAAAAUAAACUUUCAGAACGAGGUCAAAGAGGAUUUAAUACGUUCUUUCAAUAUUUUCGAUAAAGAUGGCCAAGGUGUGAUCAGUCUCGAUGCGGUAGAGGUAGCAUUACGAGCCCUUGGGCAUGAUCUCGACGCAAAAGAAAGCGAAGUCUUGAAAGUGAAAUUUCCAGACCGAACAGUAGUAUUUAACGAUUACAUGAAAAUUCUCUCCGAUUGGAUUCUAAAUAUUGAUGAAGACCUUGAUGUCUCGAAGGCAUUUUCACUGUUUGAUGUGGAUGGGAAGGGGUACAUAAAUUUGGACGAUCUUCGAAGGGUUCGAGAUCAACUGGGAUUCUUGCAUGAAAUCCAGGAUGAUGAGCUUAUUGAAAUGCUUAUUGGAGCUCAGGUAGAAGAUUCAGCGCAGGAGUUGAAAGAGAUCUAUGCCAGUCGCCAGAACAAGACACGAUUGCGGAAGGCACUAGAUAACGGAAUCCCUGUAGUUAUGAAUGGAGGCAAUGAGACGGCCACGUGGAGUAGUGCCCCGUCUCUAGGCGCUAUUAAUCAUCGACGCAUGUCUUCUGAUGACAACUUCAAGCCUUCAGAGCUCAGCGUUGACCUGGAGAAAUUUAGACGAGUACUCCAGCUUGAAGCUCCACCUCCUGAGCCCAUUUAA
This is a messenger RNA of Rodentolepis nana, 726 nucleotides long. NCBI's taxonomy places the organism in Eukaryota, Metazoa, Platyhelminthes, Cestoda, Cyclophyllidea, Hymenolepididae. The record is from the annotation of a GenBank genome assembly.